This is a messenger RNA of Pelmatolapia mariae (spotted tilapia), 2581 nucleotides long. RefSeq names its product myelin-oligodendrocyte glycoprotein-like. Gene Ontology annotation, molecular function: signaling receptor binding. The transcript has 4 exons. Bases 159 to 689 code for a protein of 176 amino acids. NCBI's taxonomy places the organism in Eukaryota, Metazoa, Chordata, Actinopteri, Cichliformes, Cichlidae. The record is from RefSeq and is a predicted model, not a curated record. Gene Ontology annotation, cellular component: external side of plasma membrane. Gene Ontology annotation, biological process: regulation of cytokine production; T cell receptor signaling pathway.
GGUUGUGAUAGGAUUGAAGACCAAAGCCCAGCAUACAGGCAGCGAACAGAGAUGAACCUGCUAGAAACUGGAGACCUCAGUCUGACCCUGAAAUACCCACAAACAAGGACAGAGGCACCUACACCUGCACCGUCUACAACAAGGAGGGAGACCUCCUGAUGAACAAACAAGUGGAGCUUAAAGUCAGAGUCCCCCAGGUGGAGGUGGAUUCAGGGGUGGAGUCUGUCCAGCUGAUCUGCAAAAUCAGAGUUCGUCUGAUAAAAAAACUCCCUAAAGUGGAGUGGACGGAGAACAAGAAGAAGGUCCAUGUGUAUAAGAACGGCUCUGACCAGCCUGAAGAACAGCACCAGGUUUACAGAGACUGGACAGAGAUGAAUGAAGACCUGCUGAAAACUGGAGACCUCAGUCUGACCCUUAAAUACCCCACAGACUGGGACACAAACACCUACACCGUCUACAGCUGGGGGGAAAACAUCUUAAUGAAGAAACAAGUGGAGCUUAAAGUCAGAGUCCCCCAGGUGAAGGUGGAUUCAGGGGUGGAGUCUGUCCUGCUGCCCUGUAAAACCAGAGUUCCCCUGUCUGAAGAGGCUAAAGUGGAGUGGAAGGAUGAGGACAACAACAUGGUUCAUGUGAAUAGGAACAGAUCUGACCACCCUGAAGAACAGCACCAGGUUUACAGAGAUGAAUAAAGACCUGCUGAAAACUGGAGACCUCAGUCUGACCCUGAAACACCCCACAGAUGGAGACAGAGGCACCUACACCUGCACCGUCUACAGCAAUUCCUGCAUCCUAAAGGAGAAACAAGAAGUGAAGCUUGAAGUCAGAGUCUGUCAGGUGGAGCUGAAGAUGGGGGAGUCUGUCCAGCUGCCCUUCAAAACCACAAACCUGCCUGAAGAUGCUAAAGUGGAGUGGUGGGACAGAUACAACAAGAAGGUUCAUGUGUAUCAUAAUGCAUCUGACCAGCCUGAAGAACAGGAUGAGGAUUAUAGAGGUCAAACAGAGAUGGAUGAAUGCCCGCUGGAAACUGGAGACCUCAGUCUGACUCUGAAAAACCCCACACAGGGAAACAUUGGGAGAUACACAUGUUACGUCUGGAGAGAGGGAGACAUGAUCAGAUCGAAAACAGUGAAGUUAGAAGUUCCUCGGGUGCCUUUGUCUGGAUAUUGAACCAUGGUUUUAUUAUAUUAAUUUCCUCUUUAUGAUAGAACGAACUUUAAUGUCCCCUUGUUUAAAUUUGGUGUGGACUCUAGGAUUGUCACAGAAACUAUUACAUGACUUGACUAUGACCUUUACAAAGUCAAUAGACAUUAAAAGAAAAGAGAAAUAGAUAACAGAUGAAUAAAUAUGUGUGUGUGUGUGUGUGUAUGUGUGUGUGUACACACACAUACACACACACACACACACCCACACACACACACUCACCUGGCAUCACCCAGGAGUACCUGAAGCUAGUGUGCAGCUAGCAGGCCGCACUCUGCUCCGCUGGGACGGGAUAAAGGACAAAGGAAAGAGUGUGUGUGGAACUCACUGAUGAUCUCUGUCUCUGCACUGUUUGUGUGAGGUCAAAUAAUGGCUCUUAGGAAACUCUUAUCUUUAAUGAUAAGAAAACAGAAAUCGUGGUAUUUGAUAGUAAUAUCCCUCGCGGCCAACUUCGUGAUGCCUUUGGUUCCUUUGCCAGUUCCAUCUCUGACACUGUUAGCAAUUUGGGCGUGUUGCUGGAUAGCUCUUUUAAAUUUGAUGAACGAGUGUCUGCUGUAGAUAGAUCUAGCUUCUACCAACUGCAUCUCAUUUCUAAGGCUAGGCAUGCCCUCUGACUGGAACUGGGAGGUUUGCCUCUAUUAUCCCUGUUCUUGCUGAUCUGCACUGCACCCAUUAAAUACCGUAUCCAAUUUAAAAUACUGCUGCUUACUUUUAAAAUUAUCAACAACACAGCGCCGAGCUACCUUAUCGAAUUCCUUAGAUUGUUCAUCCUUGUUAGAGCACUAAGAUCAUCUACUCAGGUCUUGGCUGAAAUCUAGAGGUGACCGUGCGUUUGCCUUGGCUGCACCUGAUUUAUAGACUUAUUCUGUUUUUCUUUUAUACAUUUCUUUUAUGGCUUUGUGCUUUUACCACGUUUUUAUUUGAUAUGCAUUUCAUUGCAACUUGGGUAACUGUUUGUACAGUCAUUUGUAUAAAGAGUAAACAGGACUGGUGAACUAACGCAGCAGUUUUUCUGGACCUUUGCUGCCCUAUUAUGUUGUUCUUUUCUGAAUCUUUGCUUUUUAUUUAGCCUUUUCUCUAUUUUUUUCAAUGAGUCUUAGCUGCACACUGCCUUUGAAACACAUGUUCAACAAGAAGCCACAGAAACCUUUAUCACAUUAAAGUCUCAUUGUUUCUGUACCGAUUUUCAUGUAUACUCAUGUGUUUGUCUCCCAGAGUGUCGAUUCCUCCUUCUGUCUCAUCUUCCUCUGUUCUCUGUUACCUGGUCUUUCAGAGUACUGUUAGGGUGAUAUUCUGCCAAGUGUGAAGUUGAUGAGCUUCACAGUUACAACAGGUUAACAUUUCUGAAUAACAGGAUGAAAGUACAAGCAUGAACAUUUUA